AUGUCAGAGUCUCUUUCAGCAUGGCUCGUCCUGGGCGCCGUCUACACGCCGUCCGGAGGCCCCGUGUACGUGAACCCCGCCGCCGCUCCGGCCGCCGCGCCCAGCGCCAACACGGAGCAGUUCGUCACUCAAACCGUCUACGGCUUCUUGGACUUCACUACCACCAUCGGCAACACCGUCAUGGUCUUCUCCCCGCAGAGCGCGCCUGCCGCGGAAGAAGAAGAAGAUGAUGAUGAUGAUGAUGAUGACGAUGAUAAUGAUGAAGAAGAGGAAGAAUACAUUGUUUUUCUUGUACCUUUUCGUAUUUCUUCUAGUCGGGACCAGUGUCUCCACUACUGCCGUCCGGGCGCUAGUCUCUUUACUGCGGAUGGGCUGGAGGCUGCGAAAAAGCCCAUUCGCCCCCGCCUUCCCCGCGCCUAA
Molecule: messenger RNA, 420 nt
Organism: Gryllus bimaculatus (two-spotted cricket)
Lineage: Eukaryota; Metazoa; Arthropoda; Insecta; Orthoptera; Gryllidae
Source: the annotation of a GenBank genome assembly